AUGGCCGCCCAGCUCGCCCGCGCCGGCCUCUUCGCCAUCAUCUCCUACCUCGCCCAGUCGGCCUUCCACCGCGGCAAGACCCUCGGCGCCGUCCGUCUCGCCCUCGGGACUGAGACCAACUUCCACCCCUCCGCGAACGAGGUCAAGAUCAUUCCCGACACGAUCAACUGCGAGGACCUGCAUGUUCACCAGGGCCUCAUCUUUGCUGCGUGCCAGGAGAAGGACGGGACGCGCAAGGGAUGGUUCCCCGCCCUCCACAACUUCAAGGACCCCAGCCAGGCCAUCUACGGUAACCUGAGGAUCAUCGACCCCGAGACCGACACUGCCAUCCCGCUCAAGAUUGAGGGUUUCGGCAACCGCGCCUUCACGACGCACGGCAUCGAUGUCGUCGCCGACCCCCACAACAAGGCUGCCGUAUUCAUCCACGCCGUGAACCACGCACCGAACACCGACCCGGAGGGUCCCGCUGCUGCCUCCCGCGUCGAGAUCUUCCACUACGUCCUCGGCUCUGGCUCUGCUCAGUGGGUGCGCACCGUCGCCGUUCCGGUGAUUACGACUCCGAACGACAUCUUCUCCGUCUCCCCCUCCGAGUUCUUCGUCACCAACGACCACCACUACCGUGACGGCCCGAUGCGUCUUGUGGAGGACCUGGGCACGCGCCAGGUCGCUGCCUGGUCGAGCAUUGCGCACUGCGACGCGGACCUCGACUACACCGACGACGUCGGCGUCAACUACAAGCUCGCGCUCGAGCACAAGCUGCACAACAACAAUGGCCUCGGGCACGGUCCCGACGGCACGGUGAUCAUCAACGACGCGGCCGGCGGUGCGAUGUACUUUGCCAAGAUCGGGGAGGACGACCAGCUCCAGCUCCUGCCUGGCGAGAUCCAGCUGCCGAGCACCAUCGACAACCCCUUCUGGUUCGCCGACCCUUAUCCCGAGGUCAGCCACGAUGCGUCGGGAGCCGUCAACGCCGGUCUGCAGCACGCGAUCACGAUGGCCAAGACGCUACAGGAGGACGGCGACAUUGCGUCCGUCGUGUACCUCUCCAAGGGCACGCCUGGCGCGCCGGCAAAGGAGUGGAACACGACGCGCCUCUUCGCCGACGACGGGAGCAAGCUCAACUCGGCCUCGGCCGCUGUCCUCGUCGCGAUCGACCCGAAGACGAACGGAGGCAAGAAGCAGGCCAAGCUGUACGCGUCUGGCUUUGCGAGCAAGGGAGUCCUCAGCACUGUUGUCGACCUUUAG
Trichosporon asahii var. asahii CBS 2479 is the source of this 1245-nucleotide messenger RNA. Its product is annotated as serum paraoxonase/arylesterase family protein. The transcript is spliced from 2 exons. Lineage: Eukaryota; Fungi; Basidiomycota; Tremellomycetes; Trichosporonales; Trichosporonaceae. The record is from RefSeq and is a predicted model, not a curated record. The coding region runs from base 1 to 1245 and encodes 414 amino acids.